Messenger RNA from Hippopotamus amphibius kiboko, 595 nucleotides. Its product is annotated as cytochrome c oxidase subunit 7C, mitochondrial-like. The record is from RefSeq and is a predicted model, not a curated record. The transcript has 2 exons. Gene Ontology annotation, biological process: mitochondrial electron transport, cytochrome c to oxygen. NCBI's taxonomy places the organism in Eukaryota, Metazoa, Chordata, Mammalia, Artiodactyla, Hippopotamidae.
AUGCUUUGUGAAGGGAGUAGAUUUAAGGGGAAAAAGGUUGUCAGGAAAGGAAGGCUUGGUGUGCUGCCGCUAUUUCUUCCACCUUCAGUCACUGCCUUUCACAGGGCUUCUGACAGCGCUGUGUUGGGACAGACUGUGGGGAGGUUCACAGACCCUCUGGUCCGUAGGAGCCACUGUGAGGAGGGUCCUGGGAAGCAUUAACCACUUUCAGUGGAAAACAAGUGGUAGUUACUAGUUAUGAUGACUUUGUACUUUGGAUCUGAAUUUGCUGCACUCUUGUUCAUAGUAAGACACCAGUUGCUUAAAAAAUAAUCCAUGAUGAUUGAACUUGGUGUACCCCCAAAAAAAGAAAAAAGAAAAAAAAAAAUAAUCCAUGAAACACUAUGAAGAGGAGUAGUUUAAGAGGUACAGUCUCUUUGAAAAAUAGAUCUAAAUCUUGAACUCAACAUACUAGAUAUAUUUGGAAAUAAACUUAAGGCAUUAACAAAAAAAUGAAAAUUAAACUACUGCACAUAUAUAUAUAUAUGUGUGUGUGUGUGUAUCUUAGUUCCCCGACCAGGGAUUGAACCCGGGCCAGGGCAGUGAAAGUGCCAAC